AUGACCUUGCGCAAUCCCGAGCGCCUGUUCAUUCAGGAUGUCGACGACUUUGAUGACGAUGACACUGAGAACAGCCCAUUACAACACAUAGCACAAAUCGCCUUCAACCAAAUGGCGUUCGUUACAGGCAACCAUCCUCCUCGAUCCGCGUCUCAACCUCCCACCCGCACCCCUCAGACACCGAACAAAACCGCCAUUCAAAUUCCCGAUUACCCAGAUGUAGUCCACCCCGUCUUCACAGACUUCGGACCCGAAACUCUUGGUCAAUAUGUCCGUCGUGAAAUCAAGAACUUGCGGUCCCAAACCAAUUCGGCAUCCUCCAAAGCCAAAGGCAAAGGACGAGCGCAGCCUCAAACCUCCCCUUCCAAACAACCUCGAGUCUCGAAACUUGCAAAGGCUCCCAGCACUGUCAGUGGUGGCCUGCGUUCAAAACUUCUUUCUGCCAGCCUGGCAUUCCCCUCUUUCGGAAAGUCGCAGACCGAGCCACCCCAACUUGCAACAUCCUCGGACGAAGCCGGACCGAUCCAGCAAGAUGAGAGCGGAGAGACUGCAACUUCCAGUGACGCUGGCGUCCAGAAGCGUUUGCAGGACUCAACUAAUUCCUUCCCAGAAGUGAACACUAUUUCGGUAUCAAGCCCACGUCGUUCUAGUCGAUUGGCAGUGAAGGGCACAUCUCUUGGAGGUGAUCCUACCCUUUCCUCGCGCAUCACGGAGAAUCCCACUGGUUCUGAUGGGCCUCGAUCAUCCCUACUGCUGACCAAUGAUUCGAGAACAUCAGGCUUCGAAGCCCAUACCAAGAGCAAGAGGGAGGCUGUCAGAGCUGCGAAUGUUGAUAGUGCGAGCAUAUUCGAAGAGACGGACGACCGAUUUGAUGACCGCACUAAUCAAGCACGCCUCAGAAAGUCAGCAAGUCGUUCCAAUGACGUUUUCUUUCCCAUUUCUUUGGAGGAGGACUCUACACAGUCCCAGUCCGGCAGUUCUCAGCCCGGCCUUGCCUUGUCAGAUGAUGCUCAGAUAUCCGGUGUUCGUGAUUGCAUUCCGGAGACCCUCCCACCGUACUUGAGCAGUACCGUGACGCCACGGUCGACUACCAGUGCCGCUAAGUGGGCUCCUCCUGCUUUCGACUACAGUCAAAUUGUACCGGAGUCCAUUCCCAAGUCUGUCAUCAAGACCUUCUCCGACUCGGGUCGCAAGCAAAAGCCGCGCCAGACAGGAGCAGCAGCCGAACUCCGGGGAGGUUUGGAUGCACACACUACCUCCACUACAGGAACCACUUCAUCGGCUGACACCGGAACGAAUGAGGGGGAUGGCAAAGAGAAGAUAGUCCGACCUACCAUGGAAAUAUAUCCUCGCGUUCUCCCACAGACUUCUCUGUUAUCCAUCAUGGGUCCACAGACCAGACCUCCGCAACUUCAAAGUGCUGGAAAGGGGAAAUCAUCUGCCAGUGCACUUUCACAGACGACUCCUAGCGAUAGUCUCGAGCGCUUCAACGCCGACCUUUGGUUGAAUGUCACCAAAUAUCUCUCAACUCGCGAUGUUGGCAAUCUUCGUCUGGUCAAUACUCGAGUCUGUCAAUCCCUAUCGUCUAUACAGUUUCGAAAUGUUGUCAUUAACUUUGACAAACAAUUCUUCGAUAACAAUGGCGGUAAUUGGAACGGUAGAUCCGGCGACCUUCCUCCUAAUUCUAUGUUCGAGAAGCAUGGUGACAAUCUGAAUCAAUUUGGCAUUGCGUUCGAGUAUGAUCUGGUCGGCCUUUCAAACGCGAAAGCCAAGGUCAUUGAAAAAGAGGAAGAUGCAUGGUUUGGUAAAUUCACCUGGCCUACUGAGCAGUAUCCUCGAUUUCCAGAACUGCAGCAAAUUGAAGAUCUGGUGGAUCACAACCGCCCUUUACUUAAGGAAGCCUUCAAGUUCAUCACCAAGGCCUCCGAGUUAGGUCUCUGUAUCGACAGUGGUCAUGGCUGGCUUGAAGGUCCAGAUAUCUCGGACAUGGCCCUUAUGUCUCGACGUGCGACCAGAGGUGGCAAGAUCUUUGGUAAGACUUUCCGAGGUGAGGAUAUCUUGGACAAGCUUUGUCGCAAUGAAUACUUCAAAUGGGCGCAGAAGAACACCAUCAACGAAGCAAUCAAGUAUGUGAUGCAGACUCGUUCGCCUUCCAAAACUGCAACCUUGACAGAACUCCAGUCACUUCAAAGUAUUCCAAUCCGGGAAUUGGAGAGUUUUCGGUUCCAACACGAGCAGCAUGACUUUGAUGAAAAGUCACAUGUGGGAGGCACCCCUACUACCGCUGCGCACGGUAUGGGCAACCCAAAUGUAUUGAACUGGGCUGCUCACUUCAAUCCGGCUGCCCAGAAUCCCGCUCCACAUCACCCACGUAUGCUAGGCAACGUUGCAAAUCGUCGGGCACCUCCACCAACGAAACCACAGUGGCCGUUGAUCUUCAAUGGUCAUAACAUUGCAGCCGAGAUGGGAGGCCAGUGUGCCUUUAUCCAGAACAGAACUUUCCUUCCUGCAGCCGCCUCUCUUCGUCCAUGUGCUCUCACAGAAGCCCAGGCACAAUGGUUAAUGGAGACCGUCUGGGCGCAGCGUGCUUUCUUGUCUUCGUACACAACAGCCAUUAUUACCAACAAAACCAACUUCAAGCAUAUUCAUACCCUACGCAUUACCAAGUUGUCAUCUGGUCUUCUGCCAUCUUUGGAACAGAAAGAAUUUUGGACUUCACUUCCAAGCUUGCAGAAGCUGCAGAUGUUGAUCAGCCCUGAUUGGAGACAAGAGCAUCUGACAGGGGAUCGAUUCCACCAAACAAAUAUGCCUAUUCCGCCUCACAAAGCUGCGCAGAGAUUCACCGAGUUCCUGAGAAUGUAUGUAGUACGAGUUGAGAGUCUCCACAGCCUUACCGUUGGCUAUGUUGGAGGUGGUGAGCAUGCUGUUGGUAUGUUCGCACGCAAUCAACACGUUCUACCUGCGCCUAUUGUUUCCUCUCCCGCUGGGUGGCUACUUGGAAACGAGAAACCCAAAAAGCGUGCCGCCCUUACCAAAUUUGAACACAUUAGAGAUCUCAAAUUCGAAAACUGCUGGUUCAGUCCUAAAAUGCUUGAGGAAUUCAUGGUCCAGAGCCGCGACACGAGCUUACAUUCCUUGACACUGGACUCUGUGAGCCUGCUUACGAAACAUGACUCAUCUCUCGAUGCAUCUUUGACUACAAGUGCAAGCAAUCUCCAAUGCAACCACGAAAAGGAGGAUUGGCUUCAAGAACAAAUUCCUCAUGGUGCGACAUGGACGCGAGUUCUGGAUAAGAUCACUCCAGGCGUGACAUUAUUGGACCGUAAGUAUGCUGUUGGACUCAUUGACGAAACAAUGCAUCCCAAACCACCCAAGCCUUUCCGCGGCAACAUUCAGAAGAUUAUUCUCAGCAGCUGUGGCUAUGUCAAGAUCACACUACCCAAAAAUAUUACCCCCACUGUCUUCAAUCAAUACUCGGCUGUGAUUCAUUUACUCUCACCCAUGGACCUUGGCAUCCGCACUCGUCGGGACCGAUUCAACAAGGGAGGCAAUCAAUCGUCAGAAAUCCACGAGCUGGCUGCCCUUGGGGCUUUUGCGCCUCCAAACUUGGGCCGCAGACAGGAUCAACCCGACAUCGGUCUUAACAGAACCGUCAUGAACACUGCCUCCCCCGAAGGAGAAACCUACCCCUGGCUCGGCACCCUGACGCAAUGCGUCCAUCCCAUCGAGAAGCGCGUUUUGGAAAUGGCGUGGAAAUUGGAAUUCGGCUGGCCGGGCAAUUUGGAGCGCUGGGCUGCGGUGGAAGAUGGAUUUUUCGAAGGCGGAACCGGCCGCUUCAGUGGCACCAUUGACAAGGACACGCCGCUGCAAGACCCAACGACUGGAAACGCCGGUGACGAAGACACAUCCGCCAGUGCUGAUCCUACCGCCGCUGCCGAUGCUUACGCUCCAACUGCUUGA
Exophiala bonariae is the source of this 3960-nucleotide messenger RNA. RefSeq lists its product as uncharacterized. The record is from RefSeq and is a predicted model, not a curated record. The transcript has a single exon. NCBI's taxonomy places the organism in Eukaryota, Fungi, Ascomycota, Eurotiomycetes, Chaetothyriales, Herpotrichiellaceae. Bases 1 to 3960 code for a protein of 1319 amino acids.